CUCUCUCUUCCCAUCUCAUCUCAUCUCAUCGCAUAUCACUUGUCACAAACAAACCACCUCCAUCUCUCUCUCUAUACAAAGUCAACAACAAAUCCCAAUCCAUCGCCUCCUCCUCCGCCACAACCCAUCCCAUCUAUAAACAGUGUCACCCCCUCAAAAAAAAGCCUCCCAAAAACCACUGCCACCCGUUCGGGCAACGCCUCCUCACCUUACUCCAACUCUGUCUCCCUCUACCAUCUCUCUCCGACCAAUUCAUCGCCAUAGAUCCCCCCCGCUCUGCCUCCGUCUUACCCCUUCUGCGCCUAGUUCUCAUUUUGUCGCCUCUCGCCAUCCAUCCAUCAAAAUGACUCGUUCUCACAAGUACAACGACCGUGACCACAAGGGUCUUGCCGACGGCAGUGUCUCUCCGACAGAAAACCUGCCUCGCUUCUUUGCCAAGAGUGGCUACGUUGACACUGACCCCAAGAAGGUCAAGAAGGACGGUAAUGGUAAAGGCAACUGGGGAAGUGCCGGCGAAGAAGCUAUGGAUGAGGGUUUCCGCUUCACCAACGCCCGCCGCCGCUCCAACAGCUUUUCCCACCAGCAUCUCUCCGACUUCAAGACCAAGUUCGAGGUGAAUGAGCCCGAUCCUCUCUUCGAGGAGCACAUCCACGGACCUGUUGAUGAGGAGAACGGCGAUGACCUCUCCAAGACGGACUCCGCGGAGAGUGUCCACUCCGUCUAGACGAGACAAGUUGUCUCGCAUGCCCAGAGAGCGUUUCUAUUAGUCAUACCCACCCUGGAAAUGUCAUGGAUGCCUCCCACGAUCAUGAUGAUUCAUAUUUACUUUAGCUUUUUUUAUUCUUCUCUUUUUUUCUUUUAAUCGGGAAGGAAUGGAACAGUGGGAUAUGACAGCCACGGAACUGGACAUGACGGCACUCAUCUG
Trichoderma virens Gv29-8 is the source of this 925-nucleotide messenger RNA. RefSeq lists its product as uncharacterized. The record is from RefSeq and is a predicted model, not a curated record. NCBI's taxonomy places the organism in Eukaryota, Fungi, Ascomycota, Sordariomycetes, Hypocreales, Hypocreaceae. The transcript is spliced from 3 exons. Bases 344 to 724 code for a protein of 126 amino acids.